UUAGUGCGUCGCGGACAAGGUAGAGUAGGUUACUGGUAAGCGAAGCAGAAGAAGAAAGAAACAAGGACGAAGAAUUCAUCCGACACCCAGUCGACGUCUUCGAAACGAAACUGUUGUUAAACUGCAACGAUGACAAACCUGAUUAUUUGGAUGACGGUUCUUUGCGGCGUCCAGAUGUGCUACGGCCUUGUUUGCACAAGAGAAGGACUCAAGCAGCUCAAACAAGAAUGCACUAAUGCGCUUCAUAUCAGGAACGCGAAGCUCGAAUUCCCUUCCAUCAACACAUGCAGUGGCCUGCAGCACCUCGUGCGAUGCAUGCACGAUAGAUGGAGCAACGCGAAGUGUACCAAUUUCACGGUUGGGUGGCUUGCAGAGAUGGAAGCCUUGCAGAAGGACAUGGGACAGAAGUGCGACAUCUGGAAUGCUACGGGCGCAAACAUGGGCGUUCUGAGACAGCAAUGCAAACCGGCAUCUGCUGUGAAGGUCUUCAUGACAUGCGGAACAAAUUUCUACGAUACGGUACCACAGGCGACAAACAGAACCGUCCUGGUGCUGGCAUCUCUGUGCCCUCAAGUGGACAAGUACACGGCAUGUGUGUACCGGAGCAAACAAGACGCCGCCUGUGCAGAAGGAGAGCACGUUCUCCCACACAUAAACUACGUUGCCGAAAAAGUUGUCAAGAGGUACCGCGUGCUGUGCAGGGCACUACAAAGGGCAGAGACCCAGAAGACGUCAUCUUGCAACCGGAAGCGUUUCAUCAACGAAAUGUUUCGAUGCGGCUAUCAGUUCUCCAACGCCGUCGACGCUCUAGGACGCAACUCCACCGCUGACAUCUGCCCGCGGUUCGAAAAGUACGUCAAAUGCCACAAAGCUUCGAUCAGUCACUUCGGUUGUUCUUCAUCUGAUGAUCUGCGCGACUCAGCCAAGGUUUUCUUCAAAGCGCUCACGCACGACUUCACGGACCUGUGCAGCACGCAGCCCAACAGAUCUGGGGUCGUCGCAAGAGUAAUGCUUCAAGAAACGGAUCUUUCAUGCGAUAUGGGUCGCUUCAUGAGGUUCUUCUUCCUGUGCACAUCUCGAUUCGUGAACGGUGUGGACAGUGCGAAUGUCUCGGUCCCUGUUUGCAACAUUGUGAAAAAUUUCCGGCACUGCGUCGCAAGUUCUCGUCACGCGACUCAAUGCAACACCCAGAUGGAGCUCAACACGCACGUGGUCUACUUCCAAAAUUUCCUUCUCAGAGACAUCGAGGCUCGUUGCGCGAAGCCUGCGGACACCGAGCCCUACCAUCAUGAGCAAAAGGUCUUGUCGGGCACUUUGGAAGCCGAUGACGAUGUCGAUGAAGAUACAGGCGUGGGAAAAGCCAAAAGUCGUAGGAGACGGAAGUGGUGACUUUUUAUGCAUUUUUUUUUCCUCUCUCUCCUUUUUAUAGUUAUCCGUGGAUGUACGAGCAUCUUCAGACCAUCACGCUUGUUAAACUUGUAGUUCGAGCCACAAAAGGAUUGUGUUGCUGCUUGCUGUUAAUAAAAGGGGUUACUGGGGAAUA
Molecule: messenger RNA, 1543 nt
Organism: Ornithodoros turicata
Lineage: Eukaryota; Metazoa; Arthropoda; Arachnida; Ixodida; Argasidae
Exons: 10
Coding region: 130-1389 (419 amino acids)
Source: RefSeq, a predicted model, not a curated record